GCACACACACCUCACACACACACACACACACACACACACACACACACACACACACACACACACACACACACACACACACACACACACAUGCACACACACACACACACACACACACACACACACACACACACACACACACACACACACACACACACACACACACACACGCUACAGUAGCUCAGACAGAGCCACAUUUUCUCAGGCUGCUCCACAGACUGACAGCAGAAAACGGAGGAGGAGAGCGAGAGAGAGAAGGAGAGAAGGAAACAAGGGAAAUGUACCGAUCCAGGAGAUUCAAACAGCAGAAACCCAUCCUGUCUUUGCUGUUCAUCAAUUUAAACACAAUAAUUAUACAACUCUUCAUUAAUCUGUAACUGAACUGGGACCUGCUCUGCUCUGCUGAGAGACCUGCUCUGCUGAGGGUCCUGCUCUGCUGAAGGACCUGCUCUGCUGAGAGGCCUGCUCUACUGAGGGACCUGCUCUGCUGAGAGACCUGCUCUGCUGAGGGACCUGCUCUGCUGAGAGACCUGCUCUGCUGAGGGACCUGCUCUGCUGAGAGACCUGCUCUGCUGAGGGACCUGUUCUGCUGAGGGACCUGCUCUGUUGAGGGACCUGCUCUGCUGAGGGACCUGCUCUGCUGAGAGACCUGCUCUGCUGAGGGACCUGCUCUGUUGAGGGACCUGCUCUGCUGAGGGACCUGCUCUGUUGAGGGACCUGCUCUGCUGAGGGACCUGCUCUGUUGAGGGACCUGCUCUGUUGAGGGACCUGUUCUGCUGAGGGACCUGCUCUGUUGAGGGACCUGCUCUGCUCUGCUGAGGGACCUGCUCUGCUGAGGGACCUGCUCUACUGAGGGACCUGCUCAUUCUCCAGGACUAUGGCACCACAUGUGGUACAUGGAGUCUCUCUUUCACAGCCCUGGUGUCUUCCUCUCCUUUUGCUCCUUCUCUCCCUGUAUUCCCUGACGGCCGCAGGGUUCAACCUGGAUACUAGCAUGACUCUGAUCAAGGAGGGGGAGAAAGGGAGCUUUUUUGGAUUUUCUGUAGCACUUCACCAGCAACUCACCCCAGAACCACACAGUUGGAUACUGGUGGGGGCUCCCCGGGACAGAGGACUGGGCCUCAUGCGGAGACAGCGUACUGGCGCCCUGUACCGCUGUCCAAUCACAGGCGAGGAGUUUGACUGCGAGCGUGUGGACAUCGAUGGAGACGUAAACCUCGACAGGGAGAGCAAGGACAACCAGUGGCUAGGAGUGACAGUCAAGAGCCAGGGGAUUGGAGGAAAGGUGGUGACCUGUGCCCACCUGUAUGAGCUGCGUCAGCGUGUGGGCCUGCCGUCUGAGACACGUGACCCUAUCGGGCGUUGCUAUGUCCUGAGUGAGGACCUGACAGAGAGGGACGACAUGGACGGAGGGGAGUGGAAGUUCUGCGAGGGGCGACCCCAGGGACACGAACAGUUUGGCUUCUGUCAGCAGGGCCUGUCUGCCGCCUUCACACCAGACAACAACUUCAUCAUGUUCGGCGCUCCAGGAACGUACAACUGGAAAGGAGAGAUGCGUGUCCAGCUGCUAAACCAGACACUGUUGGAUCUUGGUUUCUAUGACGACGGGCCUUAUGAGGUGGCAGAUGAGAAACAGCUGAAUGCUCAGCUGAUCCCCGUUCCCUACCAUAGUUACCUGGGUUUCUCGGUGGACUCUGCUAACGACAUAACGAGCCAUGGGGAGCUGACCUUCGUGGCAGGGGCUCCGCGAGCCAAUCACACGGGAGCGGUUGUGCUACUGCGUAAAGACAACGUGUACCGCCUGGUGCCACAGCACAUCCUGUGGGGAGAGGAGCUGGGUUCUUCCUUCGGGUACUCUGUGGCCACGGCUGAUCUCAACAGUGAUGGCUGGACAGACCUGAUAGUGGGAGCUCCCAACUAUUUUGACAGGAAGACAGAGAUCGGAGGUGCUGUGUACAUCUUCCUCAACCGAUUCGGUAACUGGGAGUACGCUCAGCCAAUCAGGCUCAACGGAACUCAUGACUCCAUGUUUGGACUGACCGUCAACAAUGUGGGAGACCUGGACCGGGACGGAUAUGAUGACAUCGCUGUGGGGGCUCCGUUCGAUGGAGAUGGGAAAGUGUUCAUCUUCCGAGGCUCGUCCUCGGGCAUCGACACCAAGCCUGCACAGAUCCUGGAAGGGGUGAACGAGGGGGUGAAACGGUUUGGCUACUCCAUCUCAGGCGGCCUGGACAUCGAUGGGAACCUGUACCCUGACCUGGCAGUAGGCUCUCUCGGCGAUAAGAUGGUUCUGUACAGGUCUCGCCCCGUCAUUCACGUGACGCGGGAUGUAUCCAUCGAACCUCAGCACUAUAUUGACUUGGAGCAACACAACUGCAAGGGGAGAGAUGGAGUGUGUGUGGAGGUCAAAGUGUGCUUCACCUAUACUGCAUAUCCAGAGUCAUACUCACCAAACAUCACCCUGGUUCUACUCUUCGAGGCUGACACCGAGCGCAGGAAGCUGGGCCUGCCCCACCGUGUUAGCUUCUUGGGUCGGAGUGCACAGGAGGCGGAGUACACACACACUGAUGAGGUGGAGUUGAAGGGUCAACGCCAUCCCGCCUGCCGGAGCGCCACCUUCCAAUUACACGAGAAUAUCCGUGACAAGCUGCGUCCCAUCGCCCUGGCCAUCACCCACACUAUCAGACCCCCCAUGUUGUCCUCAGACACUAACCCAGAGGGACAACUGCCUCCCGUACUGGGUGUUGCCACCUCGAACACCCUGCACUCUGAGGUGAAUUUCCUGAGGGAAGGCUGUGGUGAUGAUAAUAUCUGUCAGAGCAACCUGAAGUUGACCUACCAGUUUGGAACCCGACCUAUAACCUCUGACCUCUUCACCCCUCUGCCAAAAGAUGAUGAGGAGGCGUCCGUUUUCUCUCUGUCUGACCAGAGGUCCGUGGUGUUGGAGGUGACUGUCACCAACAUGCCAUCUGAACCUCUGUACCCUGAGAAGGACGGUGACGAUGCCCAUGCCGCCCAGCUACUGGUGACCCUGCCAGACACCCUGUCCUACUCUGGCUUCAGGGGACAACAGGUGGUGUGUCAGGCCAAUCAAAAUGGCUCUCAGGCAGAGUGUGAGCUGGGAAACCCCCUGAAGAGAGAUUCUAUCCUGAAGUUCUACAUCAUCCUCAGCACCUCUGCUAUCACCAUAGAGACCACGGAACUCACUGUCAACCUCCUGCUGGCUACUAUCAGUGAGCAGCCAGACCUGGCCCCAGUCACAGCCGUGGCUAAAGUCGUCAUAGAGCUCCCUCUGGCUGUCAGCGGGGUGGCCUGGCCACACCAGCUGUUCUUCAGUGGUGCUGUGAAGGGGGAGAGCGCUAUGGAGACUCUGGACGACGUGGGCAGCGCUCUGGAGUUUGAGUUUACGGUGACCAACACUGGGCCAUCCCUGCAGACUCUAGGCUCUGCCUUCCUCAACAUAAUGUGGCCUCAUGAGCUGUCCAAUGGGAAGUGGCUCCUGUACCCCACCGCUUUUCACUUCAAGGGCCACCCAGAAACCCACUGUAGACCCCACACCUCCCUCAACCCACGGAAGUUCUCCCACAGCUCUCCUUCUGAAGACCAGCCACAGGCUACAUUCAGGAGGAAGCUGCGAUCCCACCAGGAAGAGGAGGGGCAUGUGAUGACCAAGGGCAGUCUGGGUAGGACCACGCCCGCUGUGGCUGCCUCCGAGAGACGGAAGUCACUCAAACUGGACUGUCUGCUGGGUUCAGCGCGUUGCGUCCUUUUCCAGUGUCCUCUCCUCAGCUUCUCCGGCUCUGCUGUCCUCAAGAUCCAGGGACGUUUGUGGAACAGCACCUUCCUGGAGGAGUUCUCAUCAGUCAGUGCUCUGGAGCUGCUGGUAAGAGCCAACAUCACAGUCAAGUCGAGCAUCAAACACCUGGUGCUGAGGGAUGCUGCCGCACAGAUCCCAGUGAUGAUUUACCCAGAGGUUGGUCUGACUGCCCAGUACUGGAUCCCCUGGUGGUGGAUUCUCAUAGCCAUCCUGGCUGGUAUCCUGGUGUUGUCCCUGAUGGUCUGCAUCCUCUGGAAGUGUGGUUUCUUCCGUCGGAUCCAGUAUGAAGACCAAGUGCCUCAGUACCAUGCGGUGAAGAUUCCCCAUCAGGACCUGCCCCAGUUCCAUGAGAGCCAGAAGGCAGGGGUCCUCCACAAGAAAGAGUGGACUACACACUGGAGCGACGGAACCUCCUGAUCGACAGCAACAACAAAAACAACAAGGAAUUGAAUAAUAACAAACCCCCGAUUCAACCCACAUGGCGCUCAAUUAACUCUGCGGUGUAAUAAAUGUGUGCACACAGACUGGCCGUGUACACUUGGGGCUACGUCCUCAUUCUUCACCCUUCUUCUGAAGUGGACUUAUUAAAGCUGACUACUCUCUCCUGCAUAUUUAUAUGGACAGUGAUGCUAACUUUCUACAUCGUCUCUAUAGUCCAGCAUUUUGGAUUUGAGAUCAAAUGUUCCGUAUGAGGUGAUAAUGUCAUCUUUCACUUGAGGGUAUUAUUUAUACAUAUCUGAUUUACCAUUUAGAAAUUAAAGCACUUUAUAGAUCUAGUCCCCCUCAUUUGAAGAUGUCAUAAGUAUUUGGAAAAAUUUCACUUAUAGUGUCAAAUGUAGUAUUUGGUCCCAUAUUCCUAGCACACAAUGACGACAUCAAGCUUGUGACGAUCCAAACUUGUUGGAUGCGUUAGAUGGUUCUAAAUACUUCUACAUGAAUGUGGAUGCUAACAUGAUUAUGGAUAAUCUGGAAUCAUGAAAGACGAUGAGUGAGAAAGUUACAGAGGGUCAAAGAUCUUUCCCCCAAGACAUGCUAACCUCUCUUGUUAUUGGUAAUGUUGAGAUGUUAGCAUGCUAACCUCCCUUGUUAUUGGUAAUGUUGAGAUGUUAGCAUGCU
Oncorhynchus nerka (sockeye salmon) is the source of this 4930-nucleotide messenger RNA. RefSeq names its product integrin alpha-7-like. The record is from RefSeq and is a predicted model, not a curated record. The transcript has 22 exons. Gene Ontology annotation, biological process: cell adhesion mediated by integrin; cell-matrix adhesion; integrin-mediated signaling pathway. Gene Ontology annotation, cellular component: integrin complex; external side of plasma membrane. Bases 875 to 4231 code for a protein of 1118 amino acids. Lineage: Eukaryota; Metazoa; Chordata; Actinopteri; Salmoniformes; Salmonidae. Gene Ontology annotation, molecular function: integrin binding.